CGCUCUCCUCCCUGCGUCAUUCAUCAUAAUCCUUUGCGCAUCAUGCCUGCAAUCGCUUCAGAGACUACCAAGCGGAAAGCAUCGGAGGAGGUACUCUCCCCAGAUUCCCAGCAGCGGAGCAAGAAGGCGCGCACUGACUCCCCGGACAAGGAAUCCAAGUCCGACGAUGAACUUUUGGAUAAGCCGCCGAGAAUCGUUCCCUUCCCGGAGAAGCCUGCAGUUCUCGAAGAACGUCACGGCGAGAUUGAAUUCCGCGUGGUCAACAAUGAUGGUUCUCGCGAUAGCUUCGUCGUUCUCACCGGCCUGAAAUGCAUCUUCCAGAAACAGCUCCCGAAAAUGCCGAAAGACUAUAUUGCGCGACUGGUCUACGAUAGGUCGCAUCUGUCCUUGGCCAUCGUCAAGCAUCCUCUGGAAGUUGUAGGCGGAAUCACGUACCGGCCGUUCAACAGUCGCCGAUUUGCCGAAAUCGUCUUUUGCGCCAUCUCUUCCGACCAACAAGUCAAGGGAUACGGUGCGCAUCUGAUGUCUCAUCUUAAGGAUUACGUCAAGGCAACAUCGGACAUCAUGCACUUUCUGACCUACGCCGACAACUACGCCAUUGGUUACUUCAAGAAGCAGGGAUUUACAAAAGAGAUAACACUUGACAAGUCUGUAUGGAUGGGCUAUAUCAAAGAUUAUGAGGGCGGUACUAUCAUGCAGUGCACCAUGCUACCAAAAAUACGGUACCUCGAGGUCGGCCGCAUGCUUCUGAAGCAGAAAGAAGCCGUCCACGCGAAGAUCCGCGCCUUCAGUCGCUCGCAUAUCAUCCAUGUGCCGCCGAAGGAGUGGAAGAAUGGGCCGUGCAAGAUCGAUCCACUGAGCAUCCCAGCCAUCAAAGAGUCGGGGUGGUCACCGGACAUGGAUGAAUUGGCACGUCAGCCACGCCACGGACCAAACUACAACCAGCUACUGCAUCUCCUCAACGAUAUGCAGAAUCACAGCGCGGCGUGGCCAUUCACCCAACCGGUCAAUCGGGACGAAGUUCCGGACUACUACGAAGUCAUCAAGGAGCCCAUGGACUUGUCGACAAUGGAAGAAAAACACGAGAAGGACAUGUACCCGACGCCGCAAGAUUUCAUCAAGGACGCCAUGUUGAUAUUCGAUAACUGCCGGAAGUAUAAUAACGAGAAUACGCCCUAUGCAAAGAGUGCCAAUAAACUUGAAAAGUUCAUGUGGCAGCAGAUACGAAAUAUCCCCGAGUGGUCGGUGAGUAAUCCAUCCCGUGCUAUAUCAGUCUCUAUCAAUUCCUUGAUUGCUAACAUGCCACAGCACUUGGCCGAUGGCCAUUGAUAGGCUGGUGAUGUACUCUGCGGGCUUGGAGUUUUGGAUGGCUUUUCUUUUCUGUGACAUGAGCAAAUACCCCGGUGUUGAGAACUUGAUGCAUUUUAGCUUUAGCCUUG
This is a messenger RNA of Aspergillus ibericus CBS 121593, 1439 nucleotides long. It is a transcript of the gene gcnE, whose product is annotated as histone acetyltransferase GCN5. The record is from RefSeq and is a predicted model, not a curated record. Gene Ontology annotation, cellular component: histone acetyltransferase complex. Gene Ontology annotation, biological process: chromatin remodeling; positive regulation of transcription by RNA polymerase II. Lineage: Eukaryota; Fungi; Ascomycota; Eurotiomycetes; Eurotiales; Aspergillaceae. Bases 43 to 1329 code for a protein of 428 amino acids. Gene Ontology annotation, molecular function: protein binding; histone H3 acetyltransferase activity. The transcript has 6 exons.